GCGUGUUGUGCAGGUGUUGUGAAAGUAAGGCUUCAGUGUUUGGCAGCGUCUUUAACCCUACUUCUGUAAUUUUUAAGUUUUACGGGUUUUCCUGGAAAGGAAGAAGUUCGGUCAGAAGUAUAAUACUAUUAAUGUGUGCCAUCAAUCUUUACAAGUCAGAAUUAGUGGGAAAAAGUGUGUCGAAAAUUAUCUCUUAGUACUCUUGGGUACAUUAAAUUGAAGGCACCUGAAUCUGUAUCACAAUACAGAAUAAAAAUAAACGAUCAAUCUAAUCCCUGAGCAUGGAUAAAGAAUAUGAAUUGGCAGAAGCGAAGAGGUUGAAUUUUUUAUUAAAUUCGAGCAAAUUCUUGAAAUACAUUAGAUGUUCAAAUAAUAUGAAUGUUGAAGAAUUACUGUUAACGAGAUCUAGAGUGAGACGUUUCAAGGAGGAUUUUUGUAAAUAUUGUUUUCGCCCUUGGAAUGAUGGUUUUUUCACCCUUAAAGUUCGUCCAAAACCAGUCGUAGGGAAACGCAUUCGAAAAUUAUUAAGGAAACAAGAAGAAGCUCCAGGAAAGCUGACAUUAUUUCAGCAGAAACUCCUAGAGUUUGUCAAAUUAAACCAGGGUAACAAAUUAGUAAUUACUUGUUUAAGGUGCCGGAAGAAUAAAAUCAAGCAAAUGCCAAAAUGCAAUAAUGAAAAUACCAAAAAAGAACAGAUGAAAGAAGAAACCAGAGAAGAAGAAAACACAACAAAAGUUAAAAAGAAGAAGAAAAAGAAGAAAGAUCUAUUUGUAGGUCUGAAUCCUGAAGUUGUGUUAAAAACUGCUUUGAAUGAAAAUGCAUCUAUAGAAUCUCCUAAUAUUAAUUUUAAGGCAUCAAAACUGGUAACAAAUUGCUCCAAACCAUUCAACCUGCCUUCUUUAAAAGGUCUGAACUUGAAAUAUCAAGCUUCCAACCUAAAGUCAGGAGUUAAAAAGAUCAAUGAAGAAUGCUCGUUCAAUCCCAACGAUGUUCAAAACAACAAUAAUGUUAAUAGUACCAAUAAUCAAAAUGAUCAAUCAAGGUCAAAAAAUAGUGCUUUCUUUAAUAAUCUUGAAAUUAAGAGAAGGCUUGAACAGCAGAAGAAGAGAGAAAUGCAAAAGAUGAUUACACACUUAAAGUGUAAUAGAGAUUUAAGGGAAAAGGUGGUGGGUAAAGAAAAAACAGAAGGGAGGGAAAGGAAUUCUAAGGGAAAAAGAAGAAAAGCCCCUGCAGAAAAGAAACCUGAUUUGAAGAACUUUCUUCGAGCUUUUGGAAACCCAGCAAAAUGAUGUAGAAUACAUCUGGUUGUAUAUUGUUUGAUUCUGUUUGUUUUGAAAAAUAGUUGAGUGAGAAAAUAAGUACAAGUAUGAGAUCUCUCUUACAAAAAAAUAUUUAUUUACUUUUUAUUUCAACAAUGUGUUAUCUUCAUAAAGCAAAUGCUGUGGCAUAGCCACUAGCAAGCGGACUAAUGGGCUAUGCUGUUAAAGACGUGCAAGUGCCAAUUAAAUUAUGUUUGUGAUAGAACUUUUUUGGAUCAGGUCUGUCUUCUUGACAUGCUUCUCAUUUACAGAUAAUUGUAGAAUGUAUCAGUUGAAGCUAGAGGAAAGUUAAUUGCAGAAUUUAUAUUAAAUGCAAAAGUAUCAUAACAGAAAAACAUAAUCUUGAAAGUAGUGAAUUACAGAAAUGUUACUAAUAAUACAUUUUAGUAAUGUUUCUUGCAGUGAAAAGCUUCGAUGUCAUUAAAAUUGGUCUUUCAAAUCUUUUAUGACCUGUAUUAUGUGUUAUUACUAAUGGUCAUUGUGGAAAACAAACAAACAAUAUUACAUACUAGUGUAUUAGUUUUUUGUUAUUUUCAAUUACAUAUGUAUUUUUACCAAAUGUGUUGAAUAUAUCAUUGUGACUGUUGGAUGAAGAGUUAGAAUGCCAAGUAGUAUGUUGAAAGUGAAAAUUCGAAAUGCAUAAAUGUAUUAUCGUACUGCAAUGAUAACCAUCCCAUCUAAAUCUGAAUGUAUUUUGUUUAGAAAUACAAAUUGUUGAUUAAAAAGAUUUUAAUAUAUUGGCAUUGUUUUUGAUAGUAGGACCUUCAACUAUUAUUAUCUAUGGUAGGACCCAUAGAACUAUGAAUACAUAGAGGUGGUGGUAUUAACGCCUGCCACGUUCAGCAAGUGAAGCCAGGGCUGGAGACAUCCGCCAUAUUGGUGUGCCCAUAACUCGGCUGCCAAACGAUAAUAAAUGGGUAAUACAUAUUUUUCAAUAGAAUUUAAUAACACAAGUACACAUUAUUUUAAAUUGCAAAAAACCUCCGU
Messenger RNA from Gryllus bimaculatus (two-spotted cricket), 2306 nucleotides. Lineage: Eukaryota; Metazoa; Arthropoda; Insecta; Orthoptera; Gryllidae. The record is from the annotation of a GenBank genome assembly.